This is a messenger RNA of Tachysurus fulvidraco (yellow catfish), 2429 nucleotides long. It is a transcript of the gene fntb, whose product is annotated as farnesyltransferase, CAAX box, beta. The record is from RefSeq and is a predicted model, not a curated record. The coding region runs from base 146 to 1381 and encodes 411 amino acids. The transcript has 12 exons. Gene Ontology annotation, biological process: protein farnesylation. Gene Ontology annotation, molecular function: protein farnesyltransferase activity. NCBI's taxonomy places the organism in Eukaryota, Metazoa, Chordata, Actinopteri, Siluriformes, Bagridae. Gene Ontology annotation, cellular component: protein farnesyltransferase complex.
UGGGUAUGGGGUUAAGAUCUGCGUUGGACGACAGAAAGAAAACGCUGACGGGCGAAAUCAGAAAAACUUUGCUAGCUUAACAGAUAGCUGGCUAGCGGAGCCGUGUGUAAUUUAUUGUUAUUAUUAAUAUUAUUAUUGUGUUCAUAUGGAGCCGUUACGGUGUUUUAGAGACUCUCAUCACGAGGAGCAGUUAAAAGAUGAUGGUUUACAGACCGUGACGUCUGCAGAGCAGAGAAAAGUUGAACGCAACAUUAAAGAAGUGCUGAGUGUUUACCAGCAAAUCCACUCUUCACCUCAGCCCACCUUACUACGAGAACAACACUACCAAUAUCUGAAGAAAGGUUUACGCCAUCUCUCGGACGCCUACGAGUGUUUGGAUGCCAGUCGUCCUUGGCUGUGUUACUGGAUCCUGCACAGUCUGGAGCUUCUGGAGGAACACGUGCCUGCUCCUGUAGCAUCAGAUGUGUGUCAGUUCCUGGCGCGGUGCCAAAGCCCUACGGGAGGUUUCGCAGGAGGUCCGGGGCAGCACGCUCAUCUGGCCCCGACCUACGCCGCCGUAAACGCCCUGUGCAUCCUGGGUACUGAGGAGGCUUACAGUGUCAUAAACAGAGAGAAGCUCCUGGACUUCCUGUUCUCUGUGAAACAGCCAGAUGGCUCCUUUGUCAUGCACGUGGGUGGCGAGGUGGACGUCAGGAGUGCGUACUGCGCAGCGUCAGUGGCUUCUCUCACCAACAUCGUGACCACCAAACUGUUUGAAGGAACACACAACUGGAUCCUCAGCUGUCAGAACUGGGAAGGUGGUUUGGGAGGGAUUCCCGGUCUGGAGGCUCACGGUGGCUACACCUUCUGUGGCAUGGCAGCUCUGGUCAUCUUAGGAAAGGAACAUAUGCUGGACCUCAAGGCCUUAUUACGCUGGGUGACCAGCAGGCAGAUGCGCUACGAAGGCGGGUUUCAAGGGCGCUGUAAUAAACUGGUGGACGGCUGCUACUCGUUCUGGCAGGCCGGCCUGCUGCCGCUGCUCCACAGAGCGCUCUUUAAAGACGGAGACGAGACACUGAGUCUCAGCAGUUGGAUGUUCGAGCAGCGAGCGCUACAGGAAUACAUCCUGCUGUGUUGCCAGAACCCCGGCGGAGGCCUGCUGGACAAACCGGGCAAGUCCCGGGAUUUUUACCACACAUGCUACUGUUUGAGCGGACUCUCGAUAGCACAACACUUCGGGAACAAAGAUCUCCACCACGAGCUGGUCCUCGGCCGAGAAGAGAACAGACUGGCUCCGACUCACCCUGUCUACAACAUCUGCCCUGAGAAAGUGGCCAAAGCCAUCCAGUUUUUCCACAAGCUGCCUGUUCCAGCUCAGAGAGAAUCUCCACAUCACCUGUAGGCUUUUCUGAUAUGAUGAUGAUGAUGAUGUUUUUCUGGGCUGUAAACAGGAACCAGUGUGUUUUAGAUCACUGGAAUUAAAAUCCAUGCUGGAAGGGGACAAAAACCAAUAACCAUGCACUAGAUUUACUAAAAACUAAAGUAAAGGCAUUUUUGGGCCUCCGUCCAGAUCAGUGAAAGGUUUUUGCUGUCAGUGAAGAUUAGUAAUGCACUCGUGGAUUUUUUUUUUUUUUAAAAAACAAACAUGUUUUAAGGUAACGUCGUAUCCACGGUGACGUGAAAUUAAAAGAUUCAGCGGUUUCACAGAGGCCUGUUUGUAUUUAAUUCAGCUAUGUAAAAAAAAAAGCAAUAAUAAAAAAUUACAAAAAAAAAGCAGCGAUCGUCACAGAGCAUCUUCUUCGUAUGCUGCAGUUUCGGUGACCGCUUUGUUUACACACAGAUUCUGUUCGAGUUAGAAAAGAUUCGGUGGAGCCGUCACAGACCCGAGAAAGAAGCUGGAACGUAACAGACAUCGGACGACAAAUUCACUCCGAAUAAAAAUAAUAAAUAAAUAAUAAUGCUGGACGGGCCACGCCCACAAGCGGUCACUACAACAAAAAAAAUCAGAUAUUGUGAUCAAACUUCUUUUUUUAACAUAAAAAGCUGCCAAUGUGAUUGAUAUUAUAAAAUAUUCUACCUCAUUUUGUUCACACACAAAUGUUUCUAUAAGCGAACAUUUUUCCAGGCAACGAAAUUGGAAUCCAACCCCGGGACUCUAAACCUGGGUGAAAACCAGCGGAAAGAAAAUGAAGAGAAGAAUCAGGAAAAAAAAGGAUAAAAUAGUUUGUUUAUUUAUUUAUAGUCUCGCAGUCGAAGGUAGGAUUCGGAGUGAAGGAUGAUUUCGUUGGCAGUAAGUUUGACCUACCGCUCGUUUCUGUGGAACGGACUCGAGCGACUGUUUAAGGAGCAAAUAAAACAGAUCGAAUAUAAAGACUUCCAAACGUUAAAAAGGAGGGGAUGAGAUUUUUUUUUUUAGGGGGGGAGGACAAACAAACAAACAAACAAACAAA